Molecule: messenger RNA, 3538 nt
Organism: Astrephomene gubernaculifera
Lineage: Eukaryota; Viridiplantae; Chlorophyta; Chlorophyceae; Chlamydomonadales; Astrephomenaceae
Source: the annotation of a GenBank genome assembly
CAUGUGCAAUGCAAGGAUCCACGUUCGGCAGAACUCUACGUGAUCGAGCCUGAUCCUUGGGUCAUCAUCUCGGCUUAUGACUAGCCUGCCGGUGCAUCUGUAUUUAUGCAUAGACUAUUAGAAGCACUGCUGCUUAGAGGUUGAUGUUAGAGAGGUAACGACAAUUCCAACAGAAGCCCUGACCCAACGUUAUCCGCAAGAUAUCAGCCCCGAAGAAGUCGUAAGAGAGGAUGAAGAUGGGCGAACUCUAAAGUGCUAGCAGGAAUAAGGAAUUCCCAUGGAUAGCUGGUUAGUUGUGCAAUACAUAAACUUGGUGUAAGCGGACCAGCAGACGACGCCCCGAAAAACCGCUGUCAGGUCAUAAUUUAACAAGCUUAGUUCUUACCUUCUGAAAUCUUGGAAAUCAGCGCUCGCGGCGGAGGCCGCUGAGCCACGUCUUGCAGAGCCCUUGAACAUGGACGCCGUUUUAUCCCGCUCCACAACCAAGCCAUUCCAUGGAAUGGUUAUGCCCUGUCAUCGUCGUGGAUCAGCUUGUUUUGCCGCGGCUUCGGGGCGUCGAACACUCGGUUUAGCAUGGCAUCCAUCGGCAUCGCUCGUGGCGUCCCUGCGCGAACGGCAGCCAGCGUGUCCAGUGCCCCAUGCUGUUCCUAGCAGCUUAUCGACGAAGCCGCGCUUGACCUACGUUGGACAAGCUGUAUCAGGCGCCGGUGAUGGGCUCAGCCACGACAAAACGUUGUACGGCAGCCGAAUAGAGGAGGCCGCGGGCGGUGUGCUGCGCCCUCCCCCCAUCAGCCGCCCCGAUGCCGACUUCGAGUCGCAGCUGGGGGUGCAGUUCGUGGAGGGGCGCGAGGGCAUCGUGGUGACGGAGCUCAACGAGCUGUUCGAAAAGGUUGGCUUCCCCCGCCGCGACCCCGAGCGGCUGCGGGUGGCACUGGAGAACACCUACCACAUCAUCUGGGUGCGGGCGACGCGGACGACAAGGCUGGCGAAACAGGGCCAGAUGGUGGGUUUCGCGCGCGCCACCAGCGACGGCGUGCUGUCCGCCACUGUGUGGGAUGUGGCGGUGAGCCCCGCCUGGCAGCGCUCGGGACUGGGGCGGGCGCUCAUGGAGCGGCUGACCAAGAAGCUGGUUGAGGACGGCAUCCCCACCGUCACCCUGUAUGCGGAACCGCAGGUGGUUACGAUGUACGAGAAGUUGGGUUACGUGCGAGACCCCGAGGGCAUCCGCGGUAUGGCCUUCCAGCGCCGGCGGAAGGAGAAGGCGGGUGGGCUGCUAGCCAGGGUGGCGUGAUGACCCAUGGGUCAAGACAACCCCCGCCGGCUUCCAGGCGGACUUGUUCGCCAAUGUGAGUGCAUGAUGAGGCGGCAGGAGACCCAUGGGACGCGGAACACCCAUUGAUGACCCACGGGUCGCGACAGGGCUUGUCCCGGCCGAGGGCAGUGUCGAUGCGGUGCUACCGGACUCAGACGUGGGACCCCCUUCACCAUUAAGUGGCAGGGAGGGAGCUCCCACAGUCGCCUGUGUUUUUGAAAUGAUGUCUGGUCAUGCUUUUCAGUGAGUGUGUUUCGUUGGAGAGGUUGGGAGAGGCUUUUUGAGGGUAAGGGCGCCGCAGGAAUAGGCGCGCUGCAAUUUUCCCAGUGGGUCGAGCAUAAGGCGACGUGAGCAGCAGGUGAUGUGAGAUGAUGUGAGGUGCGGUGUGUUGCAAGCGACAGGCGGCGAUUGGUGCGGUUUUGUGCGUAGCAGCUUGCAUGGCUAGGAACAGGCGAAGGCGAAAGAGAGGCGGCCAGUACAAGAGAGGGGAGAGCGUAAGGUGUUUGAACACGAGAAGGAUGGCGCGCCAGAGGGAACGCAGUAGAUGUUGUUAAGCUCACCGCAUGUCUACAUUUGUGUGGAGAGGGCUACGAGAGGGCCAAAGAGGAAGAGACUGGCCAACCGUGUGACAUAUGGUUCCACCGUGGGUUGUUUUCUGUGGGGAGGGGGCUGGCGCUUCCCAUUUUCGGGUGUGUAAGGAGGGUGUGGAUUAGAGGGUAGGCAUGGCAACUUUGGCAAGAGUGUGGCUUGCUGGUUUGCGAGAGCAGCGUUUGUCGACAGCAGGGGAGCGAGGAGAGGUGAGAGCACAUUUGGGGCAGCAACAGCACUGGGAGGAGGGGUACGUCCCUCUGCUCCUCCUCCUGGAGUUACAAGGCGGCGUGUUCUUCGUCGUACGCAGUGGUGGUGCUGCACACUUGGACGAGUGUUCCGUACAAUGAUGUUACAGGUGUUACAAACAAACCCACUGGCUGCCAAGCGAGCGGAACAAGCAGUUGUGAUAAGGUAACUGGCAGGUGUGCAAAUGUGUGUGUGGGAGUGUCAGGUGGGCCCUGCACAGCCGCGUGCUGCCGGAAGGCGCUGCUGUGGCUACUGCGGACACAGGGACUGGGUGUGAGUGAUAGGUUGACCCGACUGUGUUUACCAUGUACAGUCUGCAUCUGUACGGCAGUGGAGGCGGUGAUGGUGCCCAAGCCAUGACGGCAUGUUGGUGGCCAUGACGGUGGUGGAGGUGGUGGUGGUGGAGGUGGCGGUGGAGGGAGAGCUGCGGAUAGACCCGGGUUACCCCUGAUGGGAAUAACGUGUGAGGACAUGCGCGCAUGAGGGCUUUGCGGUUCCAUGUGUCGCAAUCAGCGUUGUGCGCGAUGCGGGCUUGAGUGCCACAUGUUGGAGCAGGUUUGGGGCAGCUAAGGGGGGCUGGGGGGGUUUGGCAUUGGCACAGAAAGGCUAUUUGUCACGCAGCAUGCAUCUGUCGGGCCGUGAAAAUGGUGGGCAUGCCAUGACAGCCUGUGUAUUGGCACCACACACUGAGCAGGAGCGCAUGUCGGGAGCUCAGAAUGGUAUCCAUGGCUUUGGCAUAGCUUCUCGCGGAUGCUGCCUCGCACGCUCUGUGUUAUUAGGCUGCAUGACCUAUGACUGUAUUAAAAUGUAUAAUACGCGCAAACCAUUCGACUCAGCAAUAUGUGGGCCGUUCCUUAGGCUGCUUACUAGUAACGCUAACGUUGCCCUUCAUGGGUGUGGUUUGGAGGUUGCCUGGCGAUGAAGAGUGUCAACUCCGUUACCAUACGACGGCUACUCAACAAAAUGCGGACUAUAUACAAUGUCUGCAGUACAACACGCUGUUACACGACAGCCUACCGGCUACAGGCUACCAGGGCAUGCCUUACACACGCGGCGAGGCGAGCGUUGCGAGGGAAGGUGCACCGCAAGCGGCGGAGGCGCAUGCCGCACGGCAGCACCGGUGCCGCAGCCGCCAGUGCCGGUGCCGCCGGUGCGCUGCGAGCUGUAGGUGUGCGGUAACCCCAGGUGCGGAAAGCACAGCGGUGCAUACGAGGGCGACCUGCGGCUGCGCAGGUGCGGCGGCUGUCGUGCCGUACGCUACUGCCGCUUGACGUGCCAUAAGCCGCGUUGAGAGCAGGGCGGGCACAGGGCUGACUGUCAGGCGGGUUGGGAGCCGCGCAGCAGCAGGGCGGGUCGCACAGGGGGGGAAACACCGUGAGGGAAACCGGG